UAUUCGCAGGGACAAAACAAAGGAAUGGAUUUGGGUGUCAGCACCAUCGAGCCAGAUUCCGAUCUCGUGCAUCCAGACGAUGCCCAGUAUAUCUGGCUGCCCAUCGCCACGCUCGUGGCCAUAUUCAUCCUAGCAGCUUUGGUGUAUGCCAUGUCACGUAGCCGCUGCCAAUGCUCUUGUCCCUGCUUGAAACGGAUGAAGCCGCCCCGUAUCGACUACAUCAACGUGGAUGAGGAAGAUUCAGAUGUGCCCAUGGCCGGUGGGGAGGAGUUGGGAGAGCAAUAUGCUGCUGCCAGCUUGCUGAGUGGUCGUCUGCAUAUUGAAAAUCGUCCAGAGCACUGCCACCACCCUCCAGGGACCUGCAGUUCUCCUGCCUAGGCGGAUAACUGAA
Molecule: messenger RNA, 391 nt
Organism: Drosophila persimilis
Lineage: Eukaryota; Metazoa; Arthropoda; Insecta; Diptera; Drosophilidae
Exons: 3
Coding region: 25-378 (117 amino acids)
Source: RefSeq, a predicted model, not a curated record